AUGGAUGUGGCUGAGAGCCCUGAAAGGGACCCUCACUCUCCAGAGUUCGAAGAGGAGCAGCAGCAAGGGCUCUCGGACGAUGACAUUCUGAGAGAACGUGGGUCUGAUCAGGAUUUGGACAAAGCUGCAGGGAGGGCUUCUGAUUUGGAGAAUGAGGAAAAUGCUGUCCUGGGACUGAGCCAGGAGGAAGAGGAAAGUUGCUCUGAUGAAGAGGAUCAGGACCAGGACUCUGAGCCUCAGGAGCUGAACAGGGGCCCUACAAGCCCCCCUCAUGCAGAGGAAGGGGAUGGGGGGGAGGAAGACCACACAAGUGAUCUGAGGGAGGAGGCCUCCUCGGUCACCAGGGAACUGGACGAGCCUGAGUUAGACUAUGAUGAGGAGGUCCCCGAAGAGCCAGCCCCCACUGGGCAGGAGGACGAAGCAGAGAAGGCUGGGGCAGAGGAGGGUGAGGAAAAGGGAGAAGGAGCUCCCGAGGAGGAGGGAAAGGCCGAUGUCCACAGUGUGGAAGAAAAGGAGCCCCUGGAGGCAGCCAAGGAGACAAAAAAAGAGGAUGACGACGGAGAGAUUGAUGAUGGGGAGAUGGAUGAUGAUGAUCUGGAAGAGGGCGAAGUAAAGGACCCCAGUGACAGGAAGGUGAGGCCUCGUCCCACCUGCCGAUUCUUCAUGAAAGAUGUUGUGACACCAUUAUCCACUCUUCUGCCGCCAAUAUCAAAUUCCAUACCAUUCAGAGACCAGGUGAAAGGGAACUGUACCUGGGGAAUGAAUUGUAGGUUUAUACACCCUGGAGUCAACGACAAGGGCAACUACUCCCUCAUCACCAAAGCCGAACCUUUCCGGCCUAAAGGUGCCCCACCUCUCGGGCCUCACCCACCGAUGCCCGCCAACCCUUGGGGUGGGCCCGUAGUUGAUGAAAUUUUGCCUCCACCCCCUGCAAAACCCCCCACAGAGAGUGCCUGGGAACGAGGACUUCGGCGUGCCAAGGAGGUUUUAAAGAAAGCAACCAUUCGAAAAGAACGGGAGCCUGAUUUUGAAGAGAAAAGGUUUACUGUGACCAUUGGUGAGGAUGAACGGGAGUUUGACAAAGAAAAUGCAGUUUUCCGAGAUUGGAAUUAUCAGGUUACAAGAGAUGUCAGAGACACAACACCUGAGCCUUAUGCAGAUCCUUAUUAUGAUUAUGAAAUAGACCGGUCCUGGCGUGGCGGGCAGUAUGAGAAUUUCAGGGUGCAAUAUACAGAAACAGAACUGUACCAGAAUUACCGGGAACGGCAAAGGGAGAGAGAGCGAGAGAACAGACAGCGGGAGCGAGACCUUGCGCGCGACAAGGAGCGGCGGCGGAGGAGAGAGGAGCGAGAGCCAGCCAAACGGGACGAGAAGGACAGACGGCACAGAGACCAGGACAGAGAGAAAGAGCGGGAGAAGGAAAAGGAGAUGCCAAAGCCCCGCUCCCCACAGCCACCAAGCCCACACGCUGAGCCACCCAAGAAGGAGACCGUCUCUGCUGGGUCACAGGGGAAGCGAGCAGAGGAGUGGAAAGACCCUUGGCGCCGGUCCAAGUCUCCCAAGAAGAAACUUGGUGCAUCGGCCUCCCCUAGCCAUGCACAAAGGCGUCAAAAAACGUCAGCCUCAUCGGCCUCUGCCUCCCAUGCCUCCAGGUCGUCCUCACGGUCCUCCUCCUCCUCCGGCUCUGGUUCGUCCAGGUCUCGGUCCCGGUCCUCAUCCUACAGCUCCUGCUCUAGCCGGUCUUCCGGACACAGCUCCUUCUCCGGCAGCCGGUCCAGGUCCCGGUCCUUUUCCUCCUCCCCGUCCCCCUCUCCAACGCCUUCUCCGCACAGACCUGCUGUCAGAGCCAAGGGGGAGCCAGCUCUGCCUCCUGGGAAGGCAGGAGAGAAGAUGGUGAAGAAACCAGCCCCACCACAGGCCCCCAAGACCACUGCCGCCACCCCUGCGCCUGCCCAGCCGGGAGGCCCCCGGGAAGCCAAGAGGAAGGAGCACCCAGCCAGGACCCCUGCCAGGAGGCGGACCAGCAGGGGCAGUGGCAGUGGCAGCGGCUCCAGCGGCUCUCCUUCCAGACCCAGGUCCUUGGGCGUGAGCAGCGUCUCCUCCGUGUCCAGCGCCACGUCCAGCAGCAGCAGCAGCUCGGUGCACAGCGUGGGCUCGGACGACAUGUACGCAGACCUGGCCAGCCCUGUGUCCCCGGCCAGCUCCCGGCCCCCCACCCCAGCCCAGACCAAGAAGGAGAAAGCAGGAAAAUCUAAAAGAGAAGAUGGCAUGAAAGAGGAUCAGCGGGAAAGGGAUGCAUCCACACGGCCACCCAAAUCCUCCAAAUCGUCCACGGGCAGGAAAUCCUCCCAGCGGCCCACAGCUCCCCAGCGGGCACCCUCUGGGCAGCCCCCGCAGGGCGCAUGGGUGGCACACAAGGAGAUCAAGCUGACGCUGCUGAACGAGGCCGCUGAGAAAGGGAGCAGGAAGCCAUCUGAGCCCUCAGACAAGGACAGGCUAAGCCCUCCUCCAGCCAAGCGGGCCCACGUCUCCCCAGACCAAGGUUCUCGGGACCAGACAUCAGGGGGGAGAUGGGGUUCUCCCAGGCCAGGACCGCAGAGAGGCCAGAAUGCCAAGGCUCCCGUGGCCCUGCCAGGCAGGAAGCGUCCACUGUUCCCCCAGUCCAAGAGCUGCAGCAAGGUCACCAGUGUGCCUGGGAAAGCCUCAGACGCCUCCAGGGGCACCAAGUCAGGGAAGGCCAGCACGCUGUCCAGGCGGGAGGAGCUCCUAAGACAGCUCAAAGCCGUGGAGGACGCCAUCGCUCGCAAGCGGGCCAAGAUUCCCAGGAAAAUGUAA
This is a messenger RNA of Myotis lucifugus (little brown bat), 2835 nucleotides long. RefSeq names its product zinc finger CCCH domain-containing protein 18-like. The coding region runs from base 1 to 2835 and encodes 944 amino acids. The transcript has a single exon. NCBI's taxonomy places the organism in Eukaryota, Metazoa, Chordata, Mammalia, Chiroptera, Vespertilionidae. The record is from RefSeq and is a predicted model, not a curated record. Gene Ontology annotation, molecular function: metal ion binding.